This is a messenger RNA of Astyanax mexicanus (Mexican tetra), 1577 nucleotides long. It is a transcript of the gene casp22, whose product is annotated as caspase 22, apoptosis-related cysteine peptidase. Gene Ontology annotation, molecular function: cysteine-type endopeptidase activity. The transcript is spliced from 6 exons. Bases 161 to 1306 code for a protein of 381 amino acids. Lineage: Eukaryota; Metazoa; Chordata; Actinopteri; Characiformes; Acestrorhamphidae. Gene Ontology annotation, biological process: proteolysis; regulation of apoptotic process. The record is from RefSeq and is a predicted model, not a curated record.
CUCUUGGCUGUCAGCCAGCUCUACAAACAUUUCCUUUGGCUGGGUUAGUGUGGUGUGAAGUUAGCAGUUUCUGUUCUGCAGUUCUGAAGUUCACUGCUGUCCACAAGUUACCUUCUAAGUGAUUUAGCAGCUUUUCAUCAGGAAGAUAUACACAAUACUGAUGGCUGAUAAAGUGCUUGAGGAGGUCCGAGUCCAGAUAGUAGACGAUUUGGAGGGGCCUGUGAUCAAACAACUCCUGGAUGACCUGAGAGAGAAAAAGGUAUUAAACAAAGGAGAAGUUGAAUCCAUCUUAGAGGAGAAUCCCUCCCGGGGUGAUAAAGCUCGCAAACUGGUCGACAGUGUUAAGAACAAAGGGUCUGAUGCUAGUAAAAUCUUUAUAGCACAACUGAAAAUCCGUGAUGAACAUUUUUACAAUAAGCUGAAACUGGGGGACCUCCUGCAGUCAGCUGGUGUAAACUUUACACCCGGAGCUCCUACACCUGGAGCUUCUGCACUUGGAGCUUCUGACAAGCAAUUAAUAGAGCCAGACGAUGGCAGUAGGAAGGAAUACACAAUGAACAGUGUUCCUCGUGGUCUCUGUGUGAUCAUUAACAAUGUCAAAUUUAAAAAUCCCGAAAAGAACCGAGAAGGGUCUAAAAUUGAUGCUGCUGGUCUGAAGAAAGUCUUCACAUACUUGGGUUUUACAGUGCGAACUCAUGAAGACCAGACAGCUAAGCAGAUGCGUGAGCUCAUGCUAAGCUACAGCAAGACCGAAAAGCAUGGAGAUUGCUUUGUCUGUUGCAUACUCAGUCAUGGAAAACAAGAAGGUGUGAUUGGAACUGAUAUGAGAACAUGUUCCACGAAGGAUAUCCUGUCACCGUUCGACGGCAUAAACUGUCCCCCUCUGGCCGGAAAGCCAAAGGUGUUUUUCAUCCAGGCUUGCCGAGGGAAAAACAGACAGACGAAGGUGCAUGUCACCGCAGAUGAUGAUGCUACAGAGGGGGAUGAUGACACUGUGACUUCUGAUGACCCUGGAGAGGCUUAUACCCUCCCCAAACACUCUGAUUACCUGGUCUCCACGUCCACUGUAGAGGAUUAUGUCUCAUAUAAAAAUAAGUACGGUUCAUGGUUCAUUGGGUCCCUCUGCUCACAGUUGGAAACAGGAAGUCAAAGGGGUGACGACAUCAGUGCAAUCCUAACUGAAGUCAAUGAUGAAGUCAGCAGGAGAGAGGGAAUUGAGCUGGUAAAUGAAGUGAAAUAUGAUGCUAAGAUGACCUCGGAACAUCGUUCUACCCUGAGAAAGAAGCUAAUUUUCAGAAUUCCAUAGAUGUUCCAGACACAAUGCUCCAUGGUGAAUAAAACAAAUUAAGGGAUUCUCACAGCAGCUUUUUAGAUAUAUACAUUCUAUAGUUUUAUGUUAUUUUUGUUUAUUUCUUUGUCCAUUCAUUUUUAUGUUUUGUUCUAGUUUUGUAUAAUUUUCUUGACCUUGAUCUGGAAUUCUGUUUAUGAAAGUGCUUUUUGUUGCCAUUUACAGGCAAUAAUUUUGUUUGCAUUGAAUAUGUGGUGCAUUCUAACAAUAAACAGUUUGUUAAGCUUCA